AUGGCUGAAGAAACUAUAGUUGAGUAUCCAACAUUAACUGAACAAGAUGCCUUUGAACUUCGUCGAAUAUUUUCAUCUUUUGACAAUGAUAAUGAUGGAUUCGUAGAUGCUAAAGAUGUCUCAGCUCUGUUCAAAUACCUUGAACACAAUUUUCAAUCAUUUGUGAUCAAAGAAGAUGAAUUGAAGGUAUUACUUGAUCGAAAUCAUAUUAAUGAAUCUCAGCCAAUAUCAUUUACUCAAUUUUUAACUCUUAUUGCAUAUAAAGUGACUGAAUUCGAUAACCUAGAAGAAUUACAAGAAGCAUUUCUUAUUUUUGAUCCUACUGGCAGCGGUUUUAUCACAACCAAAGAUCUUUUACGAGUAAUGCAAAGUCUAGAUGAAAAUAUAACAGAAGCAGAUGCUCAAGAAAUGAUGCGCCAAGCUGAUCGGAGUUUAAGCGGAAAACUAAGUUUUGCUGAAUUUAUUGACAUGAUUCGAUAUGCACAAAGCACGUAA
Rotaria socialis is the source of this 495-nucleotide messenger RNA. Lineage: Eukaryota; Metazoa; Rotifera; Eurotatoria; Philodinida; Philodinidae. The record is from the annotation of a GenBank genome assembly.